AUGUCCACAAUUCCUGAACUCUACAACGAAAAGUGCCAUUGUGCUGGAUGUAGUCAGAACGAUCUCGGCUAUAGUUUUGUUGCCAGAAGAACUGCUCAACAUCAUAACAAAAGGGCAAGACUAAAUGCCAUAAGAUGUGAAAGGGACAUGUCUACCCAAAGAAAUAUGAUGGAGGUCGAUGAUGAACCUAUCUUAACCCAUCAACCCGGAGCCCUGGAAGAAUCGUACACUCAGACAAACUCACCUGUUUGGGAAGGAGCUUCAAUGUCUGACACUGAAGACGUUUCCGUUACUAAUGACGCGAUCAGCAAUGGCAAUAAUAAUGACAGUGGAAGCAACAGCAAUGAAAUCAGUGAAGACGAAAGCAAAGACGAUGUUAUUGAGCUUGAUGACAAUGGAUUGAAUAGUGAAGACCCUUUUGCCACCCCCAAUAUGCCCCAGAACCCAGUGCACAGGUUCAUUGCUACUUUUGUGGUGAUGUUCGCUUCCCGCUAUGUGGUUGACAAGGGCGCCGUUGUCUUGAUCGAGUUCAUCAACAAGCUUUUGACAAUUUAUGAGCAGGAUUUCCAACUGCCCUUGAGCCUUCCUGGUCCUCAGCGCAUGACAGUUUUCUCAGCCAUGACCAAAGGCAUAAAGAAAUUUGUUGUGUGUCAGGAUUGUCACAAGGUGUACGAAGAAAGUGCAUCUGUCCCAUCUCAUUGCAAUUUCGUAAAGCUUGGUGCACGCUCAUCUUGCAACUGCCAAUUGACGAAAACAUCAGCAUUGGGUGCUUUGGUGGCCAAGCGUUCAUACUUGUACCAGUCCUUGCAUUGCCUUGGAUACCUUGAUCUAGUACGUGGAAUGAUCAUCGAUCCCAUGCAUAAUUUAUUCCUGGGAAUGCCUAAAAGAUUGAUGGAUUGUUGGAUCAAAGACGAAGACAUUCAAGAUGGCGAUUUUGCGGCAAUGCAGAAGACUGCAGAAACGAUGAUUGUGCCUGGUGGAUACACCUCUUUGAACUCGAAAAUAGGAAAGCAGUUUUUGUAUAUGAAGGCAGACAAGUUGAAAUUCAAAAACUGGAUUAACUUUGUUGAUGUACGCUGCCUGUUGAUCAAGCCAACAAUCACGUUCAAUGAAGUCAACACUACCCAUCAGUUUCUUCAAACUUUUUGCACCAGAUAUGACGAGCUGUACAACGCCAAAAUCCUCACCUGUAAUAUGCACCUACACCUCCAUCUUCAAAAUACAAUUUGUGAUUUUGGACCAGUGUACGGUUAUUGGCUAUUUGGGUUUGAGCGAUUUAAUGAGUUGUUAAAAAAUUUGAAGACAAACAGAAAGAUUGGGUUUAAAGAAACAUUUAUGAAGAGAUUUAUUGAAGAUGUGCACAAAGACGAUCUUGUCAAAAGUUUCCUUCAGAGUACCCACCAGACAUCUGCAUUUCCUCUCCUUACCAAACUCAUUUCUUCCUUUACACCCGCCACCAUUUCAUCCAUCCAUCAAUGUACCUUCCGCAUACAGUCAUUUGUCAAGGCUUCUGAAGAUCCAAAUGUACUUGUAAAAGGUAACAAACCUCUCCCUCCUUCCACAUUCCCUCUAUCAUUAAAAUCCGCUACUACAAUGAGUGACAUUCACUAUGUUCAUCUCUUACAAUACUACAAAGUUGCGUACAACAAUGAACAAUUAGUUCACUUUCAACAAGCGUCGGAAUCACCAUACUUUGUCGACAAUACAAUCACCCUGUUGAAAUACAUCAACAUCCUUGGGCAGGUCUACAAGGGUAAAGGUGAAUCUGGAAGUCGUGGCUCUCUUGUACAAGCAAAGUUCAUUGGAAGUACUGGUGAGCAUAUCAUCGCAUACACGGGUCAAAUACAGUACAUUUUCACCCAUUCUUUCACUCCUCCACCCAUCUCUUCAUCCCUUACUCCCUUGCUCCGCACCCAUCGCCGCCCAACACAACUUCUUCACAAUUCUCAACAUACUUUUGCAUUUAUCAAAUGGUACACACCCGAAAAUGAUAAAUCGCGAGAGUACAAACACGUUGAAACCUGCUUUCCAACAUUUUCUCCUGACGAUUUCCAAUGUGUAUUGCCAGUGCAUAGAAUUAUGUUAGAAGUAGCAACUGCUGAGCACACAACACGCAGAAAAGUAAAAAAGAUGCUGGUCAUUCCUUUGCCAAAAAAACAAUACAUUUAA
Phycomyces blakesleeanus NRRL 1555(-) is the source of this 2169-nucleotide messenger RNA. RefSeq lists its product as hypothetical. Lineage: Eukaryota; Fungi; Mucoromycota; Mucoromycetes; Mucorales; Phycomycetaceae. The coding region runs from base 1 to 2169 and encodes 722 amino acids. The record is from RefSeq and is a predicted model, not a curated record. The transcript is spliced from 6 exons.